AUGCAGAUCUUAGUAGAUACAUUCAGGCUGUCAGCAAUAGAUAAAGAUGGUAAGCUGUACUCAAAUGUCUCAAGAGCACAUAUGGAAUCAACAGACUCCUCACUCGUUCUAGACUACAACUCUGUUCUAUGUAAACUCGAAUCAGGUCACACCGUUGAAAUCAGAAUACUGAAAGGAUUCAAUGACAACAUCGAAUGCCAUUACUUGAUGCAUGGAAAAGUAUACUGUGUAGAUAAUAAAGGCAGCAGAACAAUACUAAAGGCGUCAUUUGGAGGGCUCUUACUCAUCAUCGACUCACCUAGGGAAAAAAUCAACAGCAUCAGAGAUAAAGAUGAGAUAACCUUGGCAUUGACAUUCAUGUAG
Messenger RNA from Ordospora colligata OC4, 363 nucleotides. Its product is annotated as subunit Rpb8 of RNA polymerase. Bases 1 to 363 code for a protein of 120 amino acids. The transcript has a single exon. Gene Ontology annotation, molecular function: DNA-directed RNA polymerase activity. Gene Ontology annotation, cellular component: RNA polymerase II, core complex; RNA polymerase I complex; RNA polymerase III complex. The record is from RefSeq and is a predicted model, not a curated record. Lineage: Eukaryota; Fungi; Microsporidia; Ordosporidae. Gene Ontology annotation, biological process: DNA-templated transcription.